AUGCGGGCCGCGAGAGCGGUACCAAAUCGAGGUCUCCGCAAAGUCGUAAGACCCUGUAUAGAGGUGACGCCUACCCAGUGCCGAAAGGCCAAGGAAGUUGAUGACCUGAUGAGAGGGGAGUCGGUGACAGAAGCUUCGGUGAACGGCUGUCGUAACUAUACCGAUCCUAAGGUAGCGAAAUUCCUUAUCGGCUUAGGUGGAAGGCAAAGAAGGCCUCCUUCCGAGGGGCCUGAGCCAUCAGUGAGAUACCACUCUGGAAGAGCUAGAAUUCUAACCUUGUGUCAGGACCAACGGGCCAAGUGA
Molecule: messenger RNA, 303 nt
Organism: Fraxinus pennsylvanica
Lineage: Eukaryota; Viridiplantae; Streptophyta; Magnoliopsida; Lamiales; Oleaceae
Source: the annotation of a GenBank genome assembly